Messenger RNA from Acanthopagrus latus (yellowfin seabream), 1036 nucleotides. It is a transcript of the gene rbm8a, whose product is annotated as RNA binding motif protein 8A. The record is from RefSeq and is a predicted model, not a curated record. Gene Ontology annotation, cellular component: nucleus; cytoplasm; exon-exon junction complex. The transcript has 6 exons. NCBI's taxonomy places the organism in Eukaryota, Metazoa, Chordata, Actinopteri, Spariformes, Sparidae. Gene Ontology annotation, molecular function: mRNA binding. Gene Ontology annotation, biological process: RNA splicing. Bases 83 to 610 code for a protein of 175 amino acids.
CCACCUGGCAACCUCCGCCAGCCUGCUGUCUCUUUCUGCGUACGCACUUUGCGUUGGUCGGCGGUGAACACACACAGACAUCAUGGCGGACGUGUUGGAUCUUCAUGAGGCGGGAGGAGAGGACUUUCCUAUGGAUGAGGAUGGUGAUGAAAGCAUCCACAAGUUGAAGGAGAAGGCCAAGAAAAGGAAAGGACGAGGCUUUGGCUCAGAGGAAGGAGCCCGGUCCAGAAUCAAGGAGGACUAUGAUACCGUGGAGCAGGACGGGGACGAGCCAGGCCCUCAGAGAUCUGUGGAGGGCUGGAUCCUGUUUGUGACAGGUGUACAUGAGGAGGCCACAGAGGAAGACAUCCAUGACAAGUUCUCAGAGUUUGGGGAAAUUAAGAACCUGCAUCUCAACCUUGAUCGCAGAACAGGCUACCUCAAGGGAUAUGCACUGGUGGAGUAUGAGACAUACAAAGAGGCCCAGGCAGCCAUGGAAGGGCUCAAUGGUCAGGACAUGAUGGGCCAGCCUAUCAGCGUUGACUGGGGAUUUGUCAGAGGGCCCCCCAAGAACAAGAGGAGGACUGGCGGACGGAGGCGCAGCAGAAGUCCAGACAGGAGGCGGCGUUGAGUUUGGCAGUUGUCAUUGGCCAGAGGAGUUGUCCGUCACUUUGACCGGCAGUUUAUAAUCCUCUCAUCCUCUCAUAAGAAGCUCAUUUCAGAGUUUUUGUACAAUAUUUUGUAACAGUUGUUAGGACAUGUAGCUGUGCAGUUUCAGAUAUUGAGACGGAAAACUUUUCCUCUUGAUAGAUGACUCGCUAAAGAAUAAAUUGGCCAACAAUUUUUGUCAACUGCUUAUCCUAAUUAAAGCAACAGAAGAAUGUCCAGCUCAGCUGGUGGUGGAACUAGGUUUUUACUUUAACACCUACAUGAUUGUUGUUUGUCAUUCCCUCAAAAUGUUGUUUCAGUUUUGCUCAAUAUAAUUUGAAUUUUAUUGUGUUGAAGUGUGUUUUUGUUUUAUAUUACUUGGGGAAAAUUAAACUUUUUAAAAGGUGAA